Molecule: messenger RNA, 4133 nt
Organism: Chelonus insularis
Lineage: Eukaryota; Metazoa; Arthropoda; Insecta; Hymenoptera; Braconidae
Product: serine/threonine-protein phosphatase 6 regulatory ankyrin repeat subunit A-like
Exons: 9
Coding region: 469-3795 (1108 amino acids)
Molecular function (GO): protein binding
Source: RefSeq, a predicted model, not a curated record
UCGUGAAAAGUGUAUUCGCGUGCCAAUGUAAAAUGACUCCAAAAAAUAAAUAAAAAUGUCAAAAAAAAUAAUUUUUUGACAUUCACUUUUAUCAAAACUCCGUUUAGUUUAUCUCAUUUAAUAUGUAAUACUUUUUGUAAUGUUUUUAAUUACUUAGUACAUUGCUGAAAAUAUUUGCAUUGACAUGUGUAAGGUUAGAACUUUAGAUUUUGUGAAUAUGAAAAUCAGUAAAGUUAUGCAAAAUCAUGUAAAUAUUAGCAUCAGUAUGUUAAAAAUUAUAAUCAAUACUAUAAAACAAACAAUUCCAAAUCAUGUCAAAUAAUUUAGUUUACAUUUUAUUAUUUGCAUAAUUCGCAAAUGACAGUUUCGUACUGCAUGGUGUACCUGACUGCUCACCGGUUGUCAUUAACUUGUCUUGUAUACAAAUAAUUUUGUUAGUCUGUUAUUAUCAAUGCUGCCAAUUAAAUCAUGAUGAACCUCCAGAAAUUUGAGGAUGAGCAAAUAUGUUUGCAGCCACCACUACUGCAAGCUAUAUUUUUUGGUAAUAUUGAUGAGAUUCAAGCAUUAAUAACAAACCAGGAAGACAUUCACUGGCAAGAUGAUCAAAGGAGAACUUUACUGCAUGCAGCAGCAUUCAUUGGAAACCCAGAAGUGAUAGAACUGCUACUAAAAAGUGGUGCAAAGGUUAAUGCCAAAGAUGAAAGAUGGUUAACUCCUCUCCAUCGAGCAUGUGCUUCAGGAAAUGAUUUAGCAACUGAAAUUCUUUUAAAACACGGUGCAGCAGUGGAUGUAAGAGAUCGAGAUUGGCAAACUCCUUUGCAUGUAGCAGCAGCAAAUAAUUCUUUGCACUGUGUGGAUCUUAUAAUCCCUCGAUUACUUAAUAUAAAUCUUACCGAUCGCAAAGGAAGGACUGCUUGGCAUCAUGCAGCCUUUAACGGACAUAAAAAAAUGUUAAAGCUAUUGAUAAGUCAGCCACGAUGUGUAAUUGACUCUCAAGAUAAAAAAGAUCGUCGUGCUUUACAUUACGCUGCUUACAUGGGCCAUGAAGAAAUCGUAAGAACUCUUCUAAAUCAUGGAGCUAAAAUUGACGUUAAAGAUAAGGAUCUCUAUACUCCUCUUCAUGCUGCAGCGGCUGCUGGAAAUAUUGGUACUAUGGAAAUUUUGAUAGACGCUGGCGCAGACAUCGAAGCAAAAAAUGUAUACGGUAAUACUCCACUACAUGUAGCUUGUCUAAAUGGUCAUGCCAGUGCAGUACAGCUACUUAUUGAGUAUCAAGCUAACCGAGAAGCUUUCAAUUAUCGUGGUCAGACUCCUCUUCAUGUAGCAGCUGCAAGUCUCCAAGGAGUAAAUUGCCUAGAGAUUUUAUUAAAUUUCGGAGUUGACGUUAAUGUUCAAUCUCAAGAUGGUAGGACUCCCUUACACAUGACUGCAAUUCAUGGGAGAUUCACUAGAUCAAAGAGUCUGUUAGAUGCUGGAGCUUCUCCAGAUACAAGAGACAAAAAUGGGAAUACUGCACUUCAUAUUGCUGCAUGGCUCGGCCAUGAGUGUUUAACAACUACUUUAUUGGAAUGUGGAGCAUCGCCAGCAGCAAGAAAUGCGGAACAAAGAACUCCACUACAUCUGAGCUGUCUUGCAGGUCACAUAGAAGUUUGUAGAAAACUUCUUCAAGUUGACAAAAUUGAUUCUCGUGAUAUUGCUGGUAGAACGCCUUUACAUUCAGCGGCGUUUAAAGGAUCUGUUGAUUGUUUAGAUCUUUUGUUAUCUAGUGGUGCCAAUUUCAGAUUAUCAGAUAAUGAAAAUCGUUUAGCUCUUCAUUAUGCUGCUAGUCAAGGUCAUUAUUUGUGUGUUUUUACAUUGAUUGGUUAUGGAAGUGAUCCGAAUGCUAAAGAUGUGAAUGGUGCUACAUGCCUUCAUCUUGCUGCUGGUUCGUCUAAUCCUAACAAUAAAAAAGACACUAGUCAGUGUGUCAAAUAUUUAUUAGAUCAUCGAGCCGAACCUUUUAUUGGAGAUAAACGAGGAUUUACUCCUGUUCAUUACGCAGUAGCUGGUGGGAAUCAACCUGCUCUUGAAGCUCUUCUCUAUAGUUCUCUACCACCUUCAGUUUCUACUACAUCUUCAACUUCCGGAGCACAAACGUCUUCAGCAUCUACAUCUUCACCGUCUCCAUCACUUCAUCAUCGUUCUAAACUAGAUUUAAGUUCGCUAGGUGCAAACUUAACAUCUGGUUUACCAUUACUAUCAACAAUCAGCCCGACAUUUCCAACAACUUUAACCAUAAAUCCAUCGGUAGUAACUUCAACACUAGCCCCUACACUUACACCACUUCAUUUAGCUGCUUGGCAUGGUCACAAUGAAAUUAUGAGACUUCUUUUACCACUAUUUCCAAAUAUCAAUAUUAAAGAAGACUCUGGAAAAACUCCGUUAGAUUUGGCGGCUUUUAAAGGUCAUGAAAAAUGUGUUGAACUCCUUUUAAAUUGUGGUGCUUUAGUUUCCGUACAAGAUAACGUAACCAAGAGAACACCAAUUCACUGUGCUGCUGCUGGAGGACAUGAAAAAUGUCUUGAACUUCUUUUAGAAAAUAUUGAAGAUCCGUCAGUCGUUGAUAAAUAUGACAUUUAUCAUAGAACAGCAUUAAUGCUUGCUGUUGCAAAUAGACAUACAAAAUGUGCUACUUUACUUAUUUUUAUGGCAGACGUUAAUUUAUGUGAUAUUAAUAAACAUACGCCAUUAUUUAGAGCAGUUAUUGAAGACGAUUAUGAGGAAGAUUAUUUCAUGGUAAAAAUGUUGUUGGCUCGUGGUGCCAGGGUUUCUGUUCAAGAUUCGAACGGUAAAACUCCGGCUCAUUUAGCAGCUGCAUGUGGAAGAUUGAAAGCUUUAACUGAACUUCUUACUGCUGAUCCAAGUGCAAUAAAUAUCAAAGAUGAUCAAGGAUGUACACCGUUACAUUGGGCGUGUUAUAAUCAAAAUUCCGAGUGUGUUGAGUAUCUGUUACAAGAGAAUUUUGUGGAAAAUUUGGAGAGUAAUCCAUUUUCAGCGGCUCAUUGUGCAGUUCAACAGGGAUCUGUUAAAUGUUGCAAAUUACUGAUGAACAAGUUCGGAGGACAUGCAGUUGCAGCAUUAAGAGAUAGUCCAGGAGGAAGGCUCCCACUUCAUGUUGCAGCAGCUUCAGGAUCAUCAGAGUGCGUUAAAUUAAUUCUCACGUCAGUCGGACCUAAUUCGGGUGGAUUAGAGAUUCAGGAUUAUUCUGGAAGGACUCCACUACUCAGUGCAGCUUAUACAGGACAAACAGGAACAAUAGAGUUGUUACUAGAAUGGAAAGCAAAUAUUCAAGCAGUAGAUUUCGACAAUAAUACAGCCUUACACUUAGCUUGUCAAAGACAACACUCGUCCGCAGCUUCGCUGCUUCUUGACGUAAUUGUAUCUCAAGUAAACCAUAAUCAGAAUCAAAGUGAAAAGCAUGAUAAAGCUCACAGCAACAAAAGGAUUCAAAUUAUUAACAUGGUUAAUAAAAAACAGAAGACUCCGCUCCAUCUUGCAGCACGCAAUGGCCUAGUUACGGUUACAAAAAGACUUAUUGAAUUGGGUGCGAGUGUAGAUGCUGUUGAUUUUGAAGGAUUAACUCCUGCAUUAGCUUGUGCCCCAAAUGCUGCAGUUGCCAAGUGUCUAGCUAUUAUUUUAGCAGCUCAUGGAAAAAACUCUGAAUCAUCACAACAAAUACCCUCAAUACAACAAACAUCUGAGAUUUACUUAAAUGGAAUGAAUUGUCAGAGUAAUUUUGACUCAGAAUUUUACUGACAAUGACUUAGAUAUUGAAAAAGAAAAAAGAUGGUAAUAUUUAUUGAGGCUUUAAUCAAUGGAUAUCUUAAAAUUAUUUUUUAGAUAUUUAAGAUUCAAUUGUGAGUAAAAAUAAUUUAACAACGCGUAUGAAAAAAUUUUGUUCCCCAAACGUUUCAGCUUUCUUCUUUUCUUUUAAAUUUUUUCUCUCUGUUCCAAACAUAAUUCACACGGUUUCUACUUGCAAAAUCAAUAUAAAUAAGAAAGUUGAUGAAAUAAAGAUAUAUUAGUGUAACUUGGUUUUUUGCUAAUAACUCGGGAUCUAUUAGGCCUAUGUAGAAAAUAAGCAUAUCAAUGGA